Notechis scutatus (mainland tiger snake) is the source of this 609-nucleotide messenger RNA. The record is from RefSeq and is a predicted model, not a curated record. Lineage: Eukaryota; Metazoa; Chordata; Lepidosauria; Squamata; Elapidae.
AUGUUCAAUGUUCCUGGACUAUUAUUCCACUUGCAUCUUUCCUUACCUGGAAGAAAAAUGAACAGACUUGGACCAAUAUUAAUUUUGCUGGGAUUCUUCUGGAAUGCAGCCUCUGCUUCCAUCCAGGUUUACAGCAUCCCUAGCUUGAAUGGUGAUUACAUCCAGCAAACAGUCACCAUAGACAACGAGAAGAAAGUAGCCAUCAUUCACAUCCACGAGGGAGCUUGCUCUUCUGAAACAAUUUUUGACUAUAAGCAUGGAUACAUUGCUAUGCGGAUUUUUUCCCGAUUUGCUUGCUUUGUGAUGAAGAUGGAAAAACACUACUUUCUAGAAAUUGAAGAAAUUGGGCGGUUGGCUUAUGAGUUACAGAUGAUGCGUCGAAUGUUGUCAGGAAAAAACCUGUGGGUGAAAUACGAACCCGCCAAUUCUUUCUUCGGAGAAAUCAAGGAGUGGCUUAUUUUUGGAAAACCCAUCGAGCAGCUCUGCAGGCACAUCCCUGUUUAUACAGUUGAAAGGGUUGAAAAUGCAGUACAUUCCAGUAGUUGCAUGAAGGCUGGCAUCUUAAAUAUUUUUAAUAUUUCCAUUUGUAAAAAUAUCAACAUCUCGUAG